Messenger RNA from Mixia osmundae IAM 14324, 1206 nucleotides. RefSeq lists its product as uncharacterized. Gene Ontology annotation, cellular component: mitochondrion. NCBI's taxonomy places the organism in Eukaryota, Fungi, Basidiomycota, Mixiomycetes, Mixiales, Mixiaceae. The coding region runs from base 1 to 1206 and encodes 401 amino acids. The transcript is spliced from 2 exons. The record is from RefSeq and is a predicted model, not a curated record. Gene Ontology annotation, molecular function: metal ion binding; alcohol dehydrogenase (NAD+) activity.
AUGUCGAGCGGAACCUACAACCCGACGCAUGUCCAAGCCGUCGAGUACGGCCCGGGAAGCAUCUCCAAAUUGUCCGGCCUGGUCAAGCAAGUCUAUGCGACAGUCUAUCCGGGCUCGAGCGAUUCGCCAAAAGUACUCGUCCUGACGGGCAAUUCGCUCAAGACCAAAACUCCGGUCAUUGGCAAGAUCGAAGAGCAACUCAAGCAGGAAGGACUGUAUGGAGCGACAUUCAGCUCGAUCGGACAGCAUGCACCUAUUGCCGGCAUUCGAGAGGCAGUCAAGCUCGUCAAGGACCAAAAGAUCAACGUCAUCGUCGGUGUCGGUGGCGGCUCGCCCAUCGAUGCAGGCAAGGCGAUCGCCCACUUUAGCGCAGAGGAGCUCGGCGGACCUGUGAUGCCGCAAGUUGCGGUGCCGACGACACUGAGCGCGGCUGAGUGCACUCAAAAUGCAGGCUUCUCGAGCGAAAAGGGUGACAAAACGGGCGUCGCCGGUCCACUCCUCGUACCGCGUGCCUUGAUCUACGAUGCCGAGCUGACAAAGUACACGCCCGAAAGGCUGUGGCUUUCGACGGGCAUUCGCGCGCUCGACCACGCCGUCGAGUGUCAAUAUAGGCCACAAGCGCAAGUGCCUGUCAAGCAGAUCGCUCUCUUUGCGAUCAACACUCUGUUCACUCAGCUGCUCGCAAGCAAAGCAGAUCCCGACAAUCUCGAAGCUCGAACGGCGCUGCAGAUUGCUGCAUUUCAAUCGCUUUGGCCAAACGCGCUCAGAACACCUUUGGGUCCUUCGCAUGGACUGGGUCACAAGCUAGGCGCAACCUAUAGCAUCCCGCAUGGUAUCUGCUCCUGCCUGACACUCGCUGCUUGCGUCAGAGUACUGGCGCAUACGCUCCAGCCGGCCGACAAGGCUUGCCUCGCCAAUAUAGUCCAAUUCCUGCCUGCCGAAUUCCAACCCACGCAAAGUGCUUCUUUCUAUUCGCCGCUGUCUGGCCGUACAUCCAGUGAAGAGCUGACAACGAAGGCGACGCAAGUUGCCGACGCGAUCGACUCCUUGCUGGCAAAACUUGGCCUGACGGUGCGCUUGAGCGGGUUCAAGGUGCCGGAGCAAGAUCGUGCAAAGAUGGCGGAAGCAGUAGGCACAGCUGUCAAGGACUUCGAGGGUAUGCCCACGAGUGACCAGUUCACGAGGAUGCUGGACACCAUUGCAUAA